AUGCCAUACUACUCAGAAUAUCAAUCAAACCGUUCCGAACGCGAUGUACCACAGAACGCUUCCGCCAGGUCAAGCACGCACGCGGACGCCGACAGCAACAUGGACGGCAGCAACCAUAGUUUCCGAGAUGUGGCUCCCAACCAACAGCCACCCGUCGACCUGAAUGAAUUAAUGGGGCCAGCCAUCGAGGGUCCUCCCUCCCCAGAGAGAAUUCGUCAAUUAAGCAAGCAAAUGAAACAUGCGUCUCACCUCCACCGGGGCCACCGAACCGUGUCUUCGGGCUCCUCGUCACUUCUGGCCUCUGAAUUCGACAGCAUGAGUAUUACACGCCGAUCCUCGCAGCGAUCUACAACCAGUGGCAGCCCUUCUCGAGACCGACCCGACAGCGUCCAGGUAUUGGGCAAGAAUAUUUUCCAUCGCCGUGCCAAGUCGAGCAAGUCGGGUCGGUCGAAGCGCGAAAGCAGUGCACACAGCUCAUCAGGAAGCUCGCUAUACUCUGCGGAAACUGGCAGUGAGAAUUCCCUGGCGACCUUCAAGGACUCUUUUAUUCCAACCAUUUUCGCCCGCCGGAAAACAUCUCGAGACGAAUCGGCACUGCAGAAGAAACUGCACAUAUCUGGACCUUUCAACUUUCAGCAUGUUACCCACACACCACGGGAUCAGAUCGUCAGCCUCCAGCGGGGCAGCCGCAUGGAAUUGAUGUCUGAGAUGUCGGCCAUGCGCACUGCAGACCCGACAAGCCAGGAUCUCCACUUUCGAAACUUCUCUUCAGAACAUCUGGGUGAGCAUCAGAACCCAUCGCCCAGGUUCCAAACGGGAGCUCGGCGGUUGCUCAAGCACGCCCGGUCACAGGAGCAGCUCCGGACCAGCCCUCCUCCCCGGCCGGUGCGACCCCCGAGAUCACCCCCCAUGGAGCCGCUACACUCUCCGACCCUGGGCCCUAUACCUCCUCCGCGAGUGUCAAGCCGCCAAUCGACCCAGCGAGAUGGCGAGUCCGCAGAUCGCCCCCAGACCAGCGGUGGCUUCCGACGACCCCGACCCUUUAGCCCCGAUGAGGCCCUGGAUCAACCUCCAGCAACCUCUCACGGCUAUGGGGCUGCUCAGGAAUCGGAGGAGCUGGUGGUAGAUGAGCAUCGGUUUUCGCAUGCUAUCACCACGCCCGACGACGCAGCUUGGCCAUUGGGAGCCCCUGGCGUUGCCUCCUAUGAGUCGCCACUGCCUGACGUGCCAGAGGAGGAGGAGCACUUUGUCCACACUGGGCGCUCCCGAGUCAGCGUCACCAGCACCAGGUCUUCUUUGAGGGCCAGCCAGUCGGUACCUGUUCUCCGAGGAUUCCAAAGGCCCAUGAGCGGAGCUUCAGACACACUGGGACCUCUGGAGAACCGCAAGAGUAGUCAUCACGACGGCAGUGGAGCCGACGUGCCAUCGAUCAGGGAGAGCUGGGAGGACGAUAUCGACUACUGCUACGAACACGAGGCCGAUGCCAACUUUGACUAUGAGUGGGAGCGACCCUCUAUGGAUGUUGAACAAGACAUGACGCCGCCGGUGCAAGUGGCCAUGGCAGAUGAUGAGUUGAGGGAGGUACCGACCAUCGGCACGGCCGAGUCGUCUCCCGGUAUGCUUUCCGCAUCCCGUUUUGAUAUACCGGCUCUAAGCCCAGCCAGUCAAGCCUCGCCUCCCGUCGGCCACGAGGCUCUCACCCCCAGCUCGGCUGCGGUGACGAACAACUUUUCCUUCCCACGCGGGGAGAAGGCGACUCGACCUCCCAACUUGAGCCAUAGCCACAGCCGCUCCGACUCUCGCGCGUCCAGCUUCAAGGAGUCUCAUGGCUUCACCCUUUCACCGUCUCUCCUCAUUCCUGGCGACUACCAUCAGCAGAUGCUCCUCUCAGAGGCUGAGAAGCACAGCUACACGGGUGAAGACGAGAUUGUCCACGGCAUGGUUGGCUCUGGACUCCCCUACGAGGAUGCCAGCAACGCAGCCAGCCACGCCUCGCUGACCCUGUCGCAUCAGCGCGCCAGCGUCUCGACGACAGCGACCAGCUCAACAACCAUCUCGGACUCGACGGGAGAGCGCCAUGUCUCAACCAACUCGACAUGGACCAACCUGACGCGCCUCACAAGCAGCACAUCGCUUAGCAAGUGGGCUGAGGCAAACGAUAGCAUCCCCGAGUCCCACCUCGUUGACCCACAGAAUGACAGCGACGAAGAGGAGACGACUCCUCCCGCCUUCAGAGAGAAAGAUACGGUGCCGGAGCUGACACCUUUCCCGUCAGUGCCUGUUGGCAAGCGAUCUCUUCACAAGAGCCACGCAAGCGAGUCAAUUGUCCGAGACGAGGUGCCCCCGAUGAAGUCGGCCGAGGUCACCAAGGGUCGACGCCCACGAGCGAGAACGACGAGCCUCAGCGCAGCGGUUCCGCCUGUCGGACAGUAUGCCUUGUUCCCUCGGACAUACGUCAAGGGAAACAAUGAUCGAAUCUAA
Fusarium vanettenii 77-13-4 is the source of this 2481-nucleotide messenger RNA. RefSeq lists its product as uncharacterized. The coding region runs from base 1 to 2481 and encodes 826 amino acids. The record is from RefSeq and is a predicted model, not a curated record. NCBI's taxonomy places the organism in Eukaryota, Fungi, Ascomycota, Sordariomycetes, Hypocreales, Nectriaceae. The transcript has a single exon.